AUGAUGAGAAUUGUUGCAGGAUCAUUGAAUUCUAGCCUUGAGCUAGGAAUAGAAUGGGAGAAAGCCCGUAAAAUACAAGAAAAGAUGAAGAAAAACCUUACGAUGGCAAAGGAAAGAUUGAACAUCUUAAUAAGAGAAGCAUCACACCGAUCAUCUCCGAAGCUACUUCAUAAAGCAACCACAGGUGUAUCAUCUAAGAAUAGCAAUAGAACUAGGAGUCCUGCUAGAACUCUACCUCAUUUACCAAGAUCAGAUUCACUUCCAGAGUCUUCUGUUCCAUCACAACCCAAGGUCAAAGGUCACACCUCAACAGGAAAGAAGGAUCUCCGAUCACCAACCAGAUCAGUUCCCCCUGUCAAGGAUAUCAAGCACACUAUAUCAAGAUUGAAGAAUGUGGAUUCUAAGCUUGCUAAUAGAAUAUUAGAUGAGAUCUUAGACAGUGGACCUAAGGUUACAUUUAAUGAUAUUGCUGGACAGCAGGCAGCAAAACAAGCCCUUCAAGAGAUAGUGAUCCUACCAGCUUUAAGACCAGAACUCUUCACAGGCCUCAGGGAACCUGCAAGAGGUCUACUGCUCUUUGGACCACCAGGGAAUGGCAAGACAAUGCUGGCCAAGGCAGUUGCUAAUGAAUCUAAUGCAACGUUCUUCAACAUUAGUGCUGCAACACUAACAUCCAAAUAUGUAGGAGAAGGGGAGAAACUUGUGAGAGCACUCUUUGCAACAGCCAGGGAAUUACAACCCUCUGUCAUAUUUAUGGAUGAAAUUGAUUCUUUACUGACUGAGAGAAGAGAAGGAGAACAUGAUGCAAGCAGAAGAUUAAAAACAGAAUUCUUGGUGGAGUUUGAUGGUGUGAAAGCAGAUGGGAGUGAGAGAAUCUUGGUGAUGGGAGCAACGAAUCGACCUCAAGAACUUGAUGAUGCUGUUCUUAGAAGAUUGGUGAAAAGAGUUUAUGUCCAAAUGCCUGACCAAAAUGCUCGGAAAGAAUUGGUCAAGCAGUUGCUGAAGAAAAAUAAUAACCCAUUGACUGAUGGAGAUCUUACAAGAUUAGCAGAGUUUACAAAAGGAUACUCAGGAAGUGAUCUUAACGCCUUGGCUAAAGAUGCUGCUCUAGGACCUAUCAGAGAACUUGGACUAAAUGGUGUCAAGUCAACCAGUGCAGAACAGGUACGAAGCAUCACAUUGUCAGAUUUCUAUGAUUCACUGAAGAGGAUACGGCGGAGUGUACCUCAAGAUUCUAUUAAUCUCUAUGAAGACUGGAACAAGAAUUAUGGAGAUAUCUCAUCAUAUUAAACUAUGCCCUUUGAAGAAUACUAGCAUUGACCUCUUAGUUACUGAAAUCAUGAUUGUUAACUCAACAAGGGUAUUCACUUUGAGAAUGGACUUGGUGAAUACAAACACAGAGCAUCUCCGAAAUUGAUUUUGACAAAUACCUUGUUGUCAACAAGUUUGUUUUAAUAUGAAAUACAUAUGCCCAUAUCCUGAACUCUGGUUUAACUUUAACCAUGGUGUAGGUCUAUGGUUUAACUUGUGAUAUCCAAAUGUGACACAAAUCUCCAUACGGUGGGGGGUUAAUUUGUUUUCAUAUUUGCUUUUCCAUAAAAUCUGUUUGGAAAUGGUUACCUCUUUUUUUUUCACCAUUAAAGCAUAAGAAGAGAGCCUUGUAAACAUAAGAAGCCUACAGUGUAAACAAUUUUUGACAUCAUUUAGCUUCCUAUAAUUUUAGCCCAGACUGACCAUGGUUCAAGUUCAACCAGAAUCAAGAAUGUUGUCAUAGGCUUUAUUAUUUUUUUGCAAGAACUAUUUAUUUGUGCUCAGAAAAGAGAAAACUCUCUUAAAUUAAAAAAAAAACCUGUACUAGAUCUUUUUGAAAUACAUGUUUUUACCUUUUAAUGCAUGGAUCUGCUUUGUUAUCAGAUAUUAAGAAGUGAAAUUUCAUUUAGAAUUUGUACCUUUAAUUCCUUUAUCAGAGUCCAGGUAUUGAAUUUGAAGUUUUGGGGUAAAACAGAUCUACCAUUUAUCAGAUAUUAAUGCAUUGCUGUAAUGCUUACUCCUCCAAUCAGUUAUAUCGGGAGGAGAGACCUGCGGGUCAUAGUGAUUCAGUUCGCAUUUCGCCUCCCAGGCACAGGUGACGCCAAACAAAAUAAUAAAAAAUAAUAAUAUUAGAUUAGAUGUAAUUACCAUGAAUAGUCUAUUGGCUUUUAGUUAAAUGUUAAAUGUGCUAAUUUUGUGUGUGAUCAUACUAAAAUAUUGAAUUUUGUGGCUUGGCCAUGUCUAUGUCAUUCAAAAACAAUUUUCAUGGAUUUAAGUUUGGUUGUUUUUAUUUUGCCAGUUAGGCCCGUUUACCAAGUAAUUUAAAUUGAUGGAUAUUAUUUUCCUUAGAACAUGAGAUGUUCCUUUACAAAGCUUAUUACGAUCCAGAUUGCAUACACUACUUGUUGCCAUGUGUGGUAAGCUUUUAGCAAGCUUUUGAGGUUGUCCCAAGUAAUCUCUUAAAGACUUUCAGUAUGCAUACAAUUUUAAUAUAUUAGUAAACAGAUCUAUUAGCCUGUCAACUGAUGGGACAUACAAGAAAAUAAUUUUUGUGAUAAAUAUGUUCUACUUCAUUUUGCACUAUUUUAUACUGAUUUAGCCCCCCCCCCCCUCCCUCAAAUUCACAAAUAUUGAUUGUAAAAAAUCUAUCUUCAGAGGAUUACUCAACAAGUUUACUAUGCAUGGUUGUUACAAAAUGCAUUGAUACUACGUUGGAGCCCUAAAACCUGCAAUGAUGUUUAAAAGUGUCGAGAGUGGUCAAGAUCUAUUGGACAAAAUCUUCUGCAUUACAUCAAUAUAACAAAAGUGAUUUGUUCAAAUAAUUGCAUACCAUUAUAGAUACUUGUACAUUCAUUGAUUAGUAAUUAUUUCAAAUUGAAAGAUUUGAUGAAAUAUCUGUUAUCAGGUGUCUAUAUGUCUUGCUAUAGUCUGCUGCAGCGAUCUUGCAUUUGUUUAUUCACUAGUCCCGAUUGUAACAAAAAUGAGUUUUAGUCUGUGUGAUAUUUUGGUAGUAGUCACUGUGAUGUGCCACACAUAUGAUCUUGCAUUCACUGUCAUUGAUGGAUUUAUGUACAAAUAUGAAUCUUGAAAGCCUUUUAUACAUCCUUGCAGCCAUGUAGUAUUUUAGACAAACUUGAAAGCAUUUUCAAUACUGAAGUAUGAUCCUCAAGUAAUGUGAAAGAAAACCUUGUGCCUUGUCUUGUGAAUACAAUUUUGUACAUAUAGCAUAGAAAAUUAUGUACUUGUACAGUAUGUUUGAGGAAAAAUAGUAGAAAAGUGAGUUAUUGACUUCAAAGCACCUAAUACAAAAAGUUGUAGUCUAUGUACCAUUGAUGGAUUAAUUUAAGCUAGCAUUGGUUAUUAAUUUCUUUUGAUAUUUAUAUUAUCUGUCUUAUAUAGAUAUUUGUCAUUGUGUUAAACUCUGCAACCACCUGUUCUAUAUUUCUUGUCUUCAGUACGUGGUGUAUAUGUUAUUUGUACGAAAUAUAAAGAGCAAUUGAUUUCAGAAAUAAAAUGUUUUAUACUGAAAAACA
Molecule: messenger RNA, 3563 nt
Organism: Lytechinus pictus (painted urchin)
Lineage: Eukaryota; Metazoa; Echinodermata; Echinoidea; Temnopleuroida; Toxopneustidae
Product: spastin-like
Exons: 11
Coding region: 1-1290 (429 amino acids)
Cellular component (GO): microtubule cytoskeleton
Molecular function (GO): ATP binding; ATP hydrolysis activity
Source: RefSeq, a predicted model, not a curated record